Molecule: messenger RNA, 369 nt
Organism: Prorocentrum cordatum
Lineage: Eukaryota; Dinophyceae; Prorocentrales; Prorocentraceae
Source: the annotation of a GenBank genome assembly
AUGGAGGUUGAAGCUGCCAACAUGCGCGCCGAUAUCAACAGGGACCAAACGAACCAAACGAACAGCACGGUCGCGUUCGUUCGCUUUGCAACGCGGCGCGACGCGGUGAUCUGCCUGAAGCUGUUCUCGGAGGAUGACAACGAGGAGAUCGUUGCGUCAAUGCCCAAGGGUUCCGUCGAGGACCCUCAUGACAUCAUAUGGGCGGAUCUUUGCGUGGACGAGGUGAAGCAGGGGACGUUGAGGCGCACGGGGGUUCUCCUCCUGAUCGCGGUGUUCAUGACUUUCGCGCCCGCGGUGCUGUUCAUAGUGUCAAUUUCGUCUCGAAGUUUGCCAGCCUGGCCAGCGUCGUGCCCGAGCUCCACGACUUAA